Messenger RNA from Protopterus annectens (West African lungfish), 7999 nucleotides. RefSeq names its product folliculin-interacting protein 1-like. The record is from RefSeq and is a predicted model, not a curated record. The transcript has 8 exons. Gene Ontology annotation, molecular function: protein-folding chaperone binding; ATPase inhibitor activity. Gene Ontology annotation, cellular component: cytoplasm. Bases 1 to 2466 code for a protein of 821 amino acids. Lineage: Eukaryota; Metazoa; Chordata; Ceratodontiformes; Protopteridae.
AUGCCACUGUCUUUAAUUGUUUUCCUUUUCUGUCUGUUUGUGCAUAAUUGCUGUGUUUCACAGGCAAUGAAAAUGAGUCGCAGAUCAGCAGAUGCUAGUCAGCGGACCUUGGCUUAUAACAGAAUCGUGGAUGCUCUUGGUGAAUUCAGAACAACAAUAUGUAACCUUUAUACAAUGCCAAGAAUUGCAGAACCUGUGUGGCUCACCAUGAUGUCUGGAAUACCAGAAAAAAAUCAGUUAUGCCAGCGUUUCAUGAAGGAGUUUGCAUCGCUAAUGGAGCAGUCAUCUAAAAACCAAUUCCUCCCUGCCCUACUUACCGCAGUGCUUACUAAUCACCUUGCUUGGGUCCCAACUGUUAUGCCAAAUGGGCAUCCACCAAUCAAAAUCUUCCUGGAAAAACAUUCCUCCCAGAGUGUGGAUAUGCUGGCAAAGACGCAUCCAUACAACCCACUGUGGGCACAGUUAGGAGACUUGUAUGGUGCCAUAGGCUCACCUGUAAGGUUAGCCAGAACUGUGGUAAUUGGCAAGAAACAAGAACUUGUUCAGAGGUUGCUGUACUUCCUCACAUACUUCAUUAGAUGCUCAGAACUUCAGGAGACGCAUCUGUUAGAAAAUGGGGAUGAUGAAGCCAUUGUAAUGCCAGGGACAUUAAUUACCACUGCACUGGAGAAAGGAGAGAUAGAAGAUUCUGACUAUGUUUUUGUUACCAUUCUCAGAACAAAACAAGGUCUUUUAUCUGAAGAUGUUGAAAGAGAGCAUACUUCGGGAACUUGCAAAAGUGGUGUACAGCUGCAUCACAAUAGCCAAGAAAUGGCUAUGAAUACACAUGACCCAAGACAUAAAAUGGCCAUCAGUAAAAUCUUGCUUGAUACGUCUCCAGGUAAAAAUGGUAGCCCAGGUACAUUUAAGCCUCCACUUGACUCCCAAGGAGAUACGAGCUGCUUAAAACAGUGCAUAGAAGCAAAUGUUUGUGUGGAUAACAAGGUAGAGAAAAUAGUUCCUUUGAGGUCAGCAUCCCUGGCUAAACAGUUGAUGAUAGAAUCUAUGAUGGAACCAAAUGCGGGAACCAAACAGUGUGAUGAACAAAUAGAGCCUGUAAGCACAUCUGUCAAGGUGUUAAGAUCAACGAGUAUAGCUGUGGAGAAAAAACCUCCUGACAAGCUGCUAUCUCCUACUUUCAUCUGUAACAUGAAACAACUGCAGACUAAGGUGACUUUCCAGAUUGGAGACUCAAUGUCACCUGAUUCUGAUACUGAAACAAGGAGCAAAACAGUGGAAGAACAAAUCAGCCAGCAUCAUAACAUAAUAGGUGUAGAGCAGAAUCAUAGUAAAGAGCAGUGUCCAGAAAGUAAGCAAACUACACAGGACCAAAGUACAGCAUGCGGGCCAACAAAAAUAUUAACAAGAGUUCCCUCAGAGCUUCGGAAGUUGGAUCGGCAAUUCUCUGAAGGCAGUAUAAGUCUGUUUGAUGAUUAUUUUACUGAAGAUGAACCAAUAGACUGUAGGACUAUUGAUGACAUUUUACCAGAGCAGACAAGUAAUUUGCAAUUAGAACUUUCUAAAAGGUGGUGUCCUAAGGACACAAAACAGCAAAAUGAACUUAAACAUAGCUGUAGUUAUGUCAGUCAUUUAAACACAAAUUUGUGUGAAAAACGUUCUGCAGAGCAGGACAAGGGAGAAAACAUUUCUCUUCAUGUCCCCAGUGGGGAUAAUACAGACUCGGACAAGAAGGUUCCUUCUGUUGCUGAAUGGGACAUUCCCAGGAAUGAGAGUUCAGACAGUGCUCUAGGUGACAGUGAGAGUGAAGACGCUAGUCAGGAUAUUACAAGGCAUAACAGUGGUUACUAUUACAGGGACGAGCAGGAGGAGUGGAUGGAAGAAACUGAAAUACCUUUUCCAGGGUCUAAACUAGUUGAGGUGAAUGCUGUGAAGCCCAGUAUUGCUAAUUUUGGAAGAUCCCUGUUGGGAGGUUACUGCCCUACAUAUGUGCCUGAUUUUGUUCUACAUGGAACAGGAAGUGAUGAAAAACUACGACAGUGUCUUAUGACAGAUUUAUCACAUACUGUACAGCAUCCAGUUCUGGAUGAGCCUAUAGCAGAGGCUGUCUGCAUUAUUGCAGAUGUAGAUAAAUGGACAGUACAGGUGGCCAGCAGCCAGAGGAGACCAUCUGAUGUCAGCAAGCUUGGAAAAGAAGUUUUGGUGUCAAGCCUGGUUUCCAACCUCCUUCAUUCCACUCUGCAGCUAUACAAGCAUAACCUGUCUCCCAAUUUUUGUGUUAUGCACCUGGAGGAUCGGCUACAGGAGCUGUACUUCAAAAGCAAGAUGUUGUCAGAGUACCUAAAGGGCCAAAUGCGAGUACAUGUUAAGGAGCUCAGUAGGGUACUAAGCAUUGAAUCCAGUGACCUACCUCUACUGGCAGCAGUAGCAAGCACUCACUCACCAUAUGUGGCUCAGAUACUACUCUGAAUUACUGAAGGGUGGGGCUAAACCUCCUUUUUCGAGGAAACUAAAUGUGAGUCCGUCAGCUGUAAUCUUGGAUGAUGAGAUCCCUGCUGUUAAGAUGGUUUUGUCACAGACUUUCCCAUAGUGUCACCUAACUGGUGUGAACUAAGCCACUGAAGACCGGAAUUGGAAUACAUCAGAAUUUUUUCUCAUUUGAAGAUUUGUACAUCCUUAAAGAAAAAAUAAGAAUAAUAACAAUUUAAAAAGUGUGUCCAGCAUUACCAGUAUUGAUAAAUUAUGAACUCAGCAAGACAACAUUUCUGCAAAGUUGUACAAGAAAGUGGAGUAAUGCAGAAGAAUAAAAAAAUGUGCUUUACUGUUUUUAGAAUGCUUGACUAGUGCAGAGUUGUUACCACAAGAAAAUGUGGUCUACUGAACAAGAGAAGUAACGAAGUAUAACCAUAUGACUCCCUACAACUAACAAGAGGGCCACCAGUAUCAGAAUUAUUUUACAAUAUUAUCUGUAGCCAUUUGUCAGUGGACAAGCCCCUUGUUCUUUUUUUUUUUUUUUUUUGGAUUAAUUAAGCAUUCUGUAUGUAGCUGCCAGUGAGGCUGUCAUUACUAGCAUACACAAGGAAGUUCAGUUUCCAAAAAAAGUAGUAAUUAGAAAUAUAUUUCUUUAAUCUUUUCUUGUCUAAUAAAGAAUGCAGAACAUUUUAUUUUUCUCAAUACUAAAGAAGCAAUUGCAUUUUAUCACUAAAUUGUGGUGCUGCAUAAAUAGGUCAUUGAUGAGGGAGACAAGAACAGGAUGGCCUAGAAUUGCGUUUUGUGGAUUCUUUUCCCUCUCUUUUAAUGCUGGUGGUGCCUCCUAAUAUUUCAUUGUUUAAAAAUCUACAUCCUCUAGAGUUUCUGUUUACCUUCUUGCUGAACUGCUUCUUUUAUUAGAGGAUCUGCAGUGUGUGUAUUAUCCUCUGGUCAGCUGUCGGAGUUCUAAAUGUACAUCAACUCAAAAGGAACGCACUGGGAUUGCAUCUUGUGUCCAGUUAUGUGGAUAUGUAUUCUUUGUUAUGAAUUAGUUUGUAUUAUUUUUGUAAAUGUGUCUCUUAUACUUGGUAUUAGUUCACCACAUGCAUUUAAUAUUUUUGCAACAUUUUGUUGAAUACAUCUGUAACUUAAAGAUGUCAUUUUCAGUGGUUGGUGGUUUUGUAUCCUGGAUAAAAAUAACAGUAGUUAAGGCUUAAGAAGUGUGGCUUCAGAACUGUGGUAUCUUUUGUAAACCAUACAAAUCCCAUAGUUCAUUUCAGUUCUCAAUGCAUGGUUUUGAAAGUCUGCAUCUGCAAAUAAUUCCUGGUCUUCUAGCAACAGAUGGGGUAAUCAUAAAAUGCAGUUAGUUUCACGGGAGUUCAUUGUGAACACUUACCACUUGCUUUAAUGAGUUAUAGAUAAAUAUGUGAAAAUAAGGAAUGCUCUCUGCUAAAAAAUUAAAUGUAGACUUACUCUAAAGACUCACUAUUAUUUAGGUACCCCUGUGCAGAGGAUAGAGUAUAGUUUUGGAGGGUAAGUUAAUAAGCUGCAGAUAGAUAUGGGUUUGAUGCCCAUGGCUUAUACUUGCAUACUAUCGGACUCCUAUCAAAUAAGUUUACCAGACUGGAUAUCCCAGGUCACCUCUGAAGGCAUACUCUUUCAUCUUGUAUGUCUUAUCGAGGUUAUAAGUAAAUUACUGUUAGCUUGUCUCCCUAAUUAAUAAGGUUUUGAGUAUUUUUUAUCUCCAGUUUUAUACACUGUGUUACACAGAUUAGUUCCAGUCUUCCAUUGUAGUUUUCACCUGGUAACUGCACCAUUGGAACAUAAAGAUAAUAUACCCAUAGUGCACAGUAGACGUUUUAACAUUUUGAACUUUCAUCAGUUUUAUUGAGGGACUUUGAUAAUGCAUCUUGCUAUGCAAGUGGCUUACACUAAAGCAUAAGUGUAAAGUCACAUAAGUCAUCAUGGAUGGAUGCCUUAUUGCAGAUUCAUAGAAAUUGCUGUCUUCUUGCAGAAUCAGAGUAACUGUUUCUGUCACUGAACUGCAUGUAGCAGAAGUACUUGGUAUGACAUAUUAUGGGGUAUUUCGGAUGACAGAAUUUUGGUUGUAUAAAUCAUUUGUGUCCAUCAGAGCCAUAGCUUGCUCAUCUAGCACCAAGUGGCAUUCCCCUGAUAUGGUGCAGAAAAGGAGUCCAUUCCCCGAUGUUGUGCUCCCCGAAUUCCCGAUCUUUGCCUUUUCAACUCUUAAGUUGAAAAUCAAAAAAAAAGUCAUCUUGAGGACAAGAAAAAAGGCUCUGUCUUGUGAAAAAUGUAGCAAGCCACCUGUUAACAUGUUGCACCAUACACAAAGCACUUAAGCCGUGACCACAUAUGCACUGCUUACUGAUAAGCAUCUCUUGAUUUUGUCCCCCAAUACUUUGUGUUAAUGGCAGCUUCCCCUAUCACCAAACCCUGGUUACACUGCAUCACAUUCAGAUAUAUAUAUGUUUGUUUUGCAAAGUGCUGCCAACCCUGCCACAGCCUUAACUGACCAUGGGUUCUGUCUGGACUGUUAGUUGGAGUACGAUAUCCAACUUCAGUCUUAGUCCUACAAUGUUGAAUGCCCCCAGUGGCAGUUGAUGUUAGGAGAGAGAUAUGUUGGUUGCAGAUGUACACUGAUUCAGCAAAGAUAAGAAACUGUACAUUUGCUGCAGCUGAACUUAAGACCAAAUAUGGAUAAAUAAUGUUUGUGUGUGCAAGAGUCUUCUGAGGCUGAGACUGUUAUAGAUCUAUUGGAAAAAAUGCCAUAAGGAGCACACUGUUCCAUGAGUUGGGACCCACUUUAUUAUAAAAGUUGCAUCAUACCAGGAAGACUGGUAUGAUAUUUAAUCGGCUUUUUUUUUUGUGAAGCAAAGAUAGCCACAGCUAUCAUGCAGGUGGCUUCAUUGUCUGCACCCCCAGGUGUAUAAUCAUCUCCAAAAUUGCAACAUCUUACAUGAUUUUAUGAAGUGUGCAUUUUUCAUGUUUGGAUAUUGUGUUGUUGCCUAUCAGCAGUAGGUUACUGUUUGGUUAAGCACCAUGCCAGGACGCAGACAGUGGAAGGGACUUCACUUCAGAUCUCAUUGAAUGAAGAUCCUCUUUGUCAUCAAAAGCUGGGGUGUUUUAGUUGCCAUUUUAUACACAAGGCUUCUCCAUAUUACAUCUUUAACUGUCACAACAGCAGUACAGAUGCCAACCUGAAUCGUAAUCAGAAUCUUGCACUUCUGUGUGAUUCUCUGCAAACAGCAGCAUAUGUUGCCACGUAGGUGAUAGUGUUGUAAAAAUGUGCCCAUCAUCCUUUCUCAAAAUAAAAAGUAAUCUUUUGCCCAACGACCUUCCAGAAGCUGUUACUAGGUCUUGCCUCUGGGAUUACAUAGAGGCUUUAUGACCCCCUUUGAAACUUUUGAAGUGCUAAUUUUGAAUUAAAAAAAAUAUAUAUUAUACUCUCAUAUGGGAAUUACUAAGGAGUUGUUAAAAGAAGUACCCGGAAAGAAUGUGGUUUAAUUUUGUUAAUGGUACCCUCCCCGGAAGAACAGGAGAGAUUAAAAGUUUUUUUUUUUUUUCAAACAAGGACUCAGAUUUUCAUAAUUGGCAUUGACUUGCAUAGUAUUCACAAACUUGUCCGUUUCCAUUACCACUUUAAGAAGUUAAAACUGUGUCUUUAAUAGGUUUAUAAAAAGGUACACAGCGUUGUUUAGAAACAUGUUUUAGUGUUUUAUUGAACAGAACAUUGUAGUAGUUUAUGUUGGUAUCAGGCAAAUUCCAAGCUGUCAUUUAACUACUUACACUGUUGUUUAAAAAGAUUAUCCUUCAUUAUGUUGCUUCCUGCAGCCGAGCUUCACUGUAAUGAAAGUUUUCCUGCAUCUGUUUAUAGAUAUCCUUUUUCUCUCUUGUUUGUAUACCCCUCAACUGUCCAGAUUUUCAAAGAAUGAGCAGAUUAAUUGCCUCAUAUUUUUGUUUUUUUCCUCAUAAUUGUGUGCUUUUCUGGAAAAUCAGUAAGGAUUGAAGUAAGUAAAUAAUGAAAUACAUUUGAGUUUUAGACUUCAUAUACUUCAUAAAAUAUAUGCUAACCCAAAUCCUGGUAUUCAGUUAACUUUCUGGGUUUAUAAGAGCAAUAUUUAAAGUCUGUUUCUAUUUUUGGAUCUGUGCCCCCCCCCUCCCCAUUAUUUUAGGUUUUGUCCAGAUUUCUUGUGCUAAGAAAUUGAGAGCUAUGCUUGUAUGUAUUUCUGAUUGUUGAUUUAUAACAAAUCUGUUCAAGGAAAAACUAGUGGGUGGCUUUUAAAGAGAUCAUACAGUACUACCUCAGCUAAGUAAGACUUUGCAGUCUGUGCUUUUCUCUGCUGAUAUGUUUUAGCAGCCUUCAGUGUGGCUCCAUUUCUUUUAACAACCGUUUCUCGUGAUAGAAUGUCUGGAUACUGAUUACUCUUCUACUGUUUUCCUUUUUAACGUUAAUCUUCAUGCACCUUGAAAAUGUCCUGUUUUUGUGUAAUUGGGAAGUCAUUUAGAGGCUGGAGUUUGUUCACUAUGUGCAGCUACUUAAAACUGAGAAGCUGCCUGCAUAAAUGCAUACUAAAGUUAUGUGGCCUGAAGAAAACCUGAAUUUGCAUGCUGUCCUCAGCUUAAUUGGAAAUACUGUCUUGCACUUUGUUUACUUAUUUUUUUUGUAUGGAUGCAUGUUAAAACCUGGUUUGUUUAUGCUUGCCACAUAAGACUGUUAAAUAAAUCAUCAUAAAAAUGAGUACAGUGUUGGCAGAAUGAGCUAUAACUUUAGGAAUGUUUAUCUUGUUUACAUACGGUAGUAUGUAAUCCCAAAAUCUAAGCAAAAUCCAUCAUGAAUGCUGUGAAGCCCCAUCUAGAUCUCAUCCCAGCUAACAGUUUUCUUGGUUAGCUUUCUGUCAUUCAUGGUACUUCAGGUUUAUUCAGUCUAGACAAAAUUAUUUCACUGAUUUACCUUACAUAAGGUCAAACCAUACUAGUAAACAAAUAACAUUUAAUUGCUUUGGGAUUAUCAGUGGCAUUGAUGGUUAAUACAAUAUAAUACAAGCACCGUCACAAAAGGGAUUUUUUUAAUUAUAUAAAGUUGACUUAAUUUAUUACCAUAUUUUUCUAUAUAUUUAACAAAGAUAUUCUACUUUGCUACUGUUUAUAAAAUAUUCCCCAGAAAGUAUGUUACAAGUCUUAAGUGAGAUGUGGAUGAUAUAUUCUAAAUAUGUUGUAAAACAAUCUCUGGUGUGUCUGUGUUUAUUUUUCUUACUGUAAAUAAGUAAACACUGAGCUGCUAAAAGCAUUGUAAUGCUGUACAUUGCACACUUUGUUUUUGCAUUUUGUGUAGGAACUGUUGAAUGUUUUGCUUUCUUUAAAUUAUGUGGUUAUUAAUGGUAUGUAAGUGCUGGUUUAAAUGUAAAUAUGUGUUAUUUUCUGUUUUGUAAAUACUUCUCAGAAUAUCAGUUGUAUACUACUUAUUGUUAUUCCCAAUUUUAUGGGAACUUUGUGCAAUAAAUAUAUCAGCAUUUUU